AUGUUGUGCCACGAACUUCUUCUUCUCGCGCUGGGCUUGAGCCAGGCGACGGGCUCCCUGCUCAGCCAGCAGCAGCAGCCAUUGGGCGUUGGCGAAGGCAAAGCCGCAUCAUUCGACGCCACGACCGACAACGCGCCGGCAUACCGAAAUGACCUGCUCGCCCUCCACAAGAACCUCGUCGACAUCUCCUCCACGACGGGGGCCGAACACGAAGUCGGCGCCUUCCUGAUCGACUACUUCAUCUCGCGGUCAUGGCACUACGAGGUGCAGAAGGUAGUCCCCAGGAACAACACCCCCGAGGGCAGCGACCGGCUCAACGUCGUCGCGUGGCCCCCAUCAAAAAGCUCAAAACACCACGCCACGAAGCCCGACCCCAAGAUCCUUGUCACCAGCCACAUCGACGUGGUCCCACCGCACAUCCCCUACUCCAUAUCCGACGGCAAGGUAACGAGGUCCACCACCAUCGCGGGCCGGGGCUCCGUCGACGCAAAGGGCAGCGUGGCGGCCCAGCUCACAGCCGUGCAGGCCCUGCUGGCGCGCGGCGCCGUCGCGCCCGAGGACUUGAUGGUGGCGUACGUGGUAGGCGAGGAGCGGUACGGCGACGGGAUGCAGGCCUUCUCGGCGCACGCGAGGUCCUCCUCGCUGGCCUUCCGGGCGGCCAUCUUCGGCGAGCCGACCGAGAACAAGCUGGCGUGCGGGCACAAGGGCACCAUGACGUGCGAGGUGGCGGCGGCGGGCAAGGCCGGCCACAGCGGGUACCCGUGGCUGGGCAAGAGCGCCAACGAGGUGCUGGUCCGGGGCCUGGCGGCGGUCGUGUCGGCGGACCUGGGCAGCAGCGAGCGGUUUGGGAACACCACUGUGAAUAUUGGGACCAUGCAGGGCGGGGUGGCGCCGAAUGUCAUCCCCGCCCACGCCGCUGCGACUCUGGUGUUCCGGGUUGCUGUCGGGCCGCAGGAGACUGGGCAUGAGAUUGUGCGGGAGCGGAUGAAGGCCGUGCUUGCGUCUGUGGAUGAUGAGGCGCUGAGUGUGGAUUGCCCUGGGGGCGUUGGCGUGGUGCCUUGUGACUGUGAGGUGGACGGGUUCGAUACUAUUGUCGCCAACUAUGGCACCGACAUCCCGUUCCUGGAGGGCAACCACACCCGGUACCUGUAUGGACCUGGCAGCAUCCUAGUCGCCCACGGCGAUAACGAGGCGCUGACAGUGGGCGACCUGGAGGACGCGGUGGAGGGCUUUCAGAAGCUCAUCUUGCAUUCUCUGAAGCACUAA
Diaporthe batatas is the source of this 1266-nucleotide messenger RNA. RefSeq lists its product as uncharacterized. Gene Ontology annotation, molecular function: hydrolase activity. NCBI's taxonomy places the organism in Eukaryota, Fungi, Ascomycota, Sordariomycetes, Diaporthales, Diaporthaceae. The record is from RefSeq and is a predicted model, not a curated record. The coding region runs from base 1 to 1266 and encodes 421 amino acids. The transcript is spliced from 2 exons.